Caenorhabditis auriculariae is the source of this 4984-nucleotide messenger RNA. NCBI's taxonomy places the organism in Eukaryota, Metazoa, Nematoda, Chromadorea, Rhabditida, Rhabditidae. The record is from the annotation of a GenBank genome assembly.
AUGCACUUGGAAGUGUGUUUUUGCUCACGUGUGUCAGUUGUCUGUUCAUGCAGCACCUUUGCCAACGAGUCUCCGCCCAUUCUCGGCUUCCAUCCGUUUUCCUCCUCCCAUUAUCUGUUCCUGUUUAUCACGACUCCAUUUGAAGCCGAGCUCCUCUCGUUUCCUCCAAUUCAAAUCAAACUCUGUCGAAAAGAGAAAGGGAUUCGAACGUUUUUCUUUUUCCAGGAUUUUGUCGGCGGCAGGAAUGACGUGAUGGAAUGCCCACACGACGCGCAGCUGUUCGAUCCCAACAAUACAGCCACCGCCAAUUUCCUCGAGAGCCUUGCACAGUUUCAGAAGUUUGUACUUUCCGUCUUUUUUGAUUAUAAUGAAAGUUACAAACAAGUUUCUCCACAAAACCUGCCAAAACCGGUUCGAAUUUAGAAAAAGAGGAGCAAAUUAUUUUAAAAAAAAGGCUACUGUACUUUUUCUAUAAGUUUUUCGUGUUGUAGCGUGGUUUUUACACGCGAACCAAUUUUUUUCAAAUAAAUGUUUUUCUUCGCCUGGAAUUCCUCUUUUUUUCUUGUAGAUAGUUUUUUUCUAUUCAUUGAUUAGUGACAAUAAUUUUUUUCGUAUUCGGAGUUAAAGCGUAUUUAAAGUUAAAUUUUUUUUUAAAAUUUUUGCAAAACUUUAGUAAUAAUGUUUCACUCAACAUUUUUUUGAGGUCCAAUAACAAUAACUUAUUAAUUAAAACGUAGAAUCUAUGUAAUCUUUUAUUUUAUAACUAGAAUUUUUCCAACCUUCAGCUUGUUUCCUGGAUUUUGACAGAAUAGUUAUUUUCAGAGCCUACGCACCGAUCCACGGAUUUGUAUGCGUAGCACUAUGUGUGUUCGGCAUCCUGACGAACCUGGUGCACGUGGUGGUUCUGUCGAGGCCGUCGAUGCGCAACUCGGCUGUCAACUGCAUCUUGACCGCCGUCGCCGUCUGCGACAUCGGCACGAUGGCCUCCUAUCUCGUCUACAUCAUCCAUUUCGUUCUCCAAAGACGCAAUCCUUGGUUUGUUACUUCUUUCAAUCAAAUUAUGUCAAAUUAUUUUUGGAUUAACUAGUUAAAUAAUCAUCUUCUAAUCUUUUCAUAGUUUCAAAUAAAUAAAUUAUUAGUUCCCUAUCAGUCCUCUGUAGUCUUAUCUAUGUGAUUCUCAUAGAAAGGAUUUUUUCCUCUUAUUUUUUCCGAAUUGCGUGACUGCGUUAGUGUUUUUUAUCACCUCGGCCCUUUCGCUCAGCUGUCCAAUUUCUCCCAGUUUCCAUCGUUUUCCGUUGUUGUGAGCGAUGUACGCUAAUUUUUGAGUUUGAACAAUGCAAAACAACCACAGCCUCAUUGUUUGCCAUUCCAAUGAAUUGGAGAACUUGUAGAUUUGAGGGGAAUUUCGACACCGCCGUCUAGAAAAUUUCAAUAUUUUUUGAACAGUUCUUCGUUAAUUAGAUACUGAAAAUAAUAGAGGCGGUACUCGAUUGAAAUGAGAUUAUAUCAAAUUUGAAAAUCAUCAAGAUUGUAUUUAUGAAGUACUUCAUUUGGAGUUGUGUAUUCAAAACAUCUGAGAUUUCUCUGAAGAUAAUAAGAAAGAAGGUUCAGACCAGUUCGAAAAAAAAACGAAUAAAGUCAAUAUUAAAGUUCAUCGACGUUCACUCACGCCUGGCUGCAAUUCCUACUGUGGCACGUGGUUCUCAGCAUCACUCUGCACACGACGUCGCUGUGGCUCGCCGUCGCGAUGGCGUUCAUCAGAAGAAUGGCUCUUCGAGUUGCCGUUCUCAACAGGUAUUCGACAGAAGUUUUCUGCUACAAGAAAUCCCUAUAUUCAGAGUUAUUUCUCAUGAAAAAAUUCCACGCUGCUUCGCGCAAUUUAUUUCAAGUUUGAUAAGAUUCGAGUCGUUCCAAUCGCGACCAAUGAUUUGAAAGAGACUAUUUUGAUAUUCCGUUGGCUUUUCUUUUCACGUACUACUCUGUUUUUCUCUAAAAACCAAAUUCUUUCAAUUCCAAAGAACAUUUUUAUUUUCUUUCGCUUUUCAGAAAUGACAUAUUUGUUGCAAAUUCAAGUGGAUGUUAGUAUAGUAUCCUGCAAAUCUUUAUAAGGCAGAAGUCUGUAUUCCAAACUAAACACCUUCCUAUGAUUGUGUGUUAGAUUUCCAGUAACCAGUUAUUAUCCACCUGGGUUCACCUAGAAGACUGAAAUUAGAACUGCCAACCAGGUGGAUGGUUCUACGAAUGAAUUAAAUUUGAAAAGGGUUCUCGGUUCAGAAUAAUUAUAAGCACACCUGUUAUUCUUUAGAACUUUUGAACCUUUUGUCUUCAGUUUUUUUUUCUUUUCUGGGAAUUUUUAUUGAAGUGAAGAACAUUUGAAAGAUGGUUUCCAAUUGAGAACAUAUUCCAGCCAUUGGCAACGUCCGAUGUUUGCCUGGAAGUUGUGCCUGGCGAUCUACGUCAUCGUCUUUAUUUUGUGUAUUCCAAACAUGCUUGUGCACGAGAUAGAACCAGUCGCAGGCUAUAAAUGGAUUCCCUCUGAAAAGUUCGUCUUCCUCAAAGAAACGGAAUAUUUUUGAACACUUUUUCAGGUGUAAAAACUUCCCAGUUGGUUAUAGCGAGUUACAGUACACUUUCAAAGUGAGUCGGGUGGCUACCGCCAACAACUGUAGGCUUUUCAAGUGGAACAUCUGGAUGAUCGGAAUCUUGUUCAAGGUAGGGAAGAAAGGAUCUACUUUCAAAGUGGGUUUUACAGGUGAUUCCUUGUAUUUUGCUGGUUAUUCUGUCCGUUGGUCUCGUUAUGAAGAUCCGAGAUGCGGAGAGACAUCGAAGGAAACUCAUCAAUAUGGCCUCGAACAACUCAGUGGACAACAAACAGAAAAAGUUGGUUCUUCUUUCCGAGUAUCGAUAAAAAUUCCAAUCUUCAGAAAGAACACGACUCCAGAUCGAACGACGACCAUGUUGGUAGUCAUUCUUGUCGUAUUUCUCAUCACGGAGUUGCCGCAGGGCAUAAUUUCCAUCUUAUGUGCAAUUUUUACGGCCGACGUUCACAGGUUGGUCUUUUUCCCUUAAAAAAGGGUCUACUAUCUGAAUAAAUAACCUGUAUAUGGAAAGUUUCUCGUUUACAACCUUUUAAAGUUUGCUUUUUACAAAAAAAUUUGUUCAAAUAUUUUCAAAAGAUACUUAAAACUUUUUCUCUCACAAAAGUUCAUUAUUAAUCUUAUUUGUGGAUGUUGAGUAGAGCUCAACUUGAUUUACAGUAUCUGCGACUCUAAUUGCAAUACUACCUGAUUUUAGCAGUUAUUAGUUAUCCCACAAUUCGGAAAAUAGUUCUCGGCUUAAAAAGUUGGGAAGGUUUUCGUUCAGGUAUCUUUACUUCCAUCUGGGCGAUAUUCUCGACUUGCUAUCUUUGUUGAAUUCUUGUGUCAAUUUCGUCCUUUAUUGCGUGAUGUCAUCUCGGUACAGAUAUACCUUCUGGACAGUUAUAAUGCCGACUCGGGCGUACGGGUGAGAGUGUUCGUUUUCGAAAAAGGAAUCAUAUAUUUUUUGCAGGUUUUGGAUGAAACAGGCGACGACGCCGACGCAGAUGUCGCAGAUGCAACAGCGGAGUAGCGUUCGUUUGAGGUAAUUGGAGAAGUCUCGAAAGUCUCAGAACUUUUCAGAAAAACUCUUAUCUAAACUUGGGAAAUAGGAAAAAGCGUGGUACAAUCUAAACUAUUUUCAUUCUCUUCAGAAAUCGCAGUUAUGCGCCGCUGGCGACGGAAAUGGACGAGGCUGCGGCUCAAGAAUCGCCGAGUCCUUCUGAAAGCACGAGCCAGCAGGUCCACCAGCUCUGAUCUUUUUCUACGGGUCACUGGGGUCGCUCAUCCUCGCGGGUUCUUCUCUCCACUUCUUUACAUCACCAAAUUCUUUUUGUCUAGUUCGAUCUGAUCUCUGUACCCAUUUUCAUGCAUAUUGGAUAAAUCUUUAUUUUAAAACUGCGAUGGAUUUUUUUCAAAACUAAAAUUUACAAAUGUAGUGAUAAGCAUGACUUAUUUCCUUUUUAAAUUAACUUUUUUUUUAAAUUUCUGACUGCCCUCAGCAUUAAUUUCUUUUUUGAGCGAAAUUUCCAGUAAUUUACCUCAUUCUCAUAGGUACGUCAGCCACGUUCUGCAACUUUCAAAAUAUCUAACGAAGAACUCAAUAUAAAAGAAAAACAACGCAAACGGCGUGCUCCACUCCGAGCGAGCGAUCAUUCCAAAACUCAUUUGCUUCAAAAACCGUGAUGUCGAAGAGAUCGGAAGUCAAAGCACCAGGUACUCCUGCCGCAGAGCAACUGGCGACGCCAGUGGAAGGCGUCCGCAACUUCCACGUUUGUUCUUCUGGAUCGCAUUCAACUGGAAAGUCUUUUUUUCUGCAGACCGACUUUGUGGCCUGGCUCUACAAGCCCCACGGCGAGUGCUACGACACCAACGUGGCAAAGUUCGAGCAGGCGACUCAGCUGAAGCGAGAAAACGCCGCCUACGGACUCUUGGUCAUCUACGCCAUCUAUCUGAUCUUCGGCAAGGGCGCCCAGUUUCUCUGCAAUAUCACUGGAUUCGCCUAUCCAGCCUACGUCUCAGUCAAGGUUUGGAUUUGUCCUUUUUUGGUUUUAACCAAAGUUUUUAAGGCGAUCAGGACGGAGGAAACUGCUGAUGACACUCAGUGGCUGACCUACUGGACCGUCUUCGCCACUUUUUCUCUCAUCGACACGACGAUCUUGACUUUCGUCCCCGUCUACUGGCUUCUCAAGGUUAACUUUAGUAAUUUGAAUUUGCAAAUUGGAAAAAAAUAAAAUCAGGACUAAAACAUGUUGAUCUAUUCUGGAACUGGAAAAUGGAGCUCAAAUGAAGCGUUUCAGGUGGUUUUCCUGGUCUACCUGUACCUGCCGCAGACGAACGGAGCUCGCUUGGUCUACGUAAAGGUCAUCGACCCCUUGGUCACGUUCAUCGACAAGAAAAGCGCAUAA